Messenger RNA from Alternaria novae-zelandiae, 3390 nucleotides. RefSeq lists its product as uncharacterized. The transcript has 5 exons. Lineage: Eukaryota; Fungi; Ascomycota; Dothideomycetes; Pleosporales; Pleosporaceae. Bases 1 to 3390 code for a protein of 1129 amino acids. The record is from RefSeq and is a predicted model, not a curated record. Gene Ontology annotation, biological process: regulation of transcription by RNA polymerase II.
AUGGCGCCUGUUCCUGACACACCACUACCACGCGUGAGAAGCACACGACCGCCCCGGCGACAUAUAUCUGACUCAGCGCCAGCCAGCAAGCGGCGCAAGUACGUUCCAGGCGGACCAGGAGGCGGGGGACGAUACGUGGAUGACGAGGGGCUGGAGACGCCCGUAGGAGGAACUGGACCUGGAGGAUACGCGUAUACUGGUCCCCGUGGCCGUGUAGGACGCAUCAACGCCGAGCGGCAGGGCCUGCCCAUAUCAGCGCCAUCACCCUCAUACACCAGACCCCGACGCGAAAGGCCGCCAGCUGGACCGCGUUCCAGUUCGGCCGCCGCAGUCGCCGCCGCCGUGGCUCAAAACGAUGGAUACAAGCCGCGCGAGGAGCGGAGCUGGGAUGAAUUUCAUCCGGAACUGGACAUCGACGCCGAGUUCCCCGUCUUCAGCGCAGACCAGAUAGAUGGCAUCAGCCCUGCAGACAGCGCCCCGGGGACUCCGCUCAAUGGCUCAUCGACGGGCCAGUACGCCGUCGACAGCGGUCUCUCCGCGGUUCUUGACGGCCUACGGACGCAACAAGCAGAGGAUGUCGCGCAAGAGCAGGAGGACGCAAGCUUAGCCGUCAACGGCUCAGGCGCCUUCGUCACACCAAAGCGACGCCCAGGUCGACCGCCUCGCAACCGAGACUCUAUGCUAGCUGGGCUCGGAUCGCCGCCCCGGCCACGAGUCAACCCCCUUCCGACUAUGAAUCCGAGGGAAAAGCUGAAUCUGCCCAAGCCAUCGGUGCGUCAAGUCGACCCAUUCAAAGAACACGAAGAAAGCGAGGGCGUCAAGGUCAACUAUGUCGACAAGACCAUGGCGAACAUCGGAUACCAAGAGAGCGAGAUCUUCACAAGGCCAUCCGAAAAUAGCCUCAUUAGACUACCAGAAGGCUCUAUCGAAGAAGAUCUGGAUCUUACUCUGCAGACAGAGGCCGAAGGUACCGCAGGCGCAGUUGCUGUAGGUCGCGUCGAGUACGACAUGGAUGAGCAAGACGACCGGUGGCUGGAAGCACUGAACGUGCAGCGAAAAGAAGAGGGUGUCGAAGGUAUCAAGCCUGCGAUAUUCGAAGUAACCAUCACCCAGAUCGAGAAGGAGUGGCACGCGCUGGAAAAGCGCAUCCCCAAACCCAACCCGAAGCCACCUCAGACACAUCGCCCACGCUCGAGCAGUGCAGCUGCUGUCAACGGAGAGCCUGCUGGCCAAGGCGAAGAGCAAGAUACGAAGUGCGCCAUCUGCGACGACGGCGACUGCGAGAACACAAAUGCAAUAGUAUUCUGCGAUGGUUGCGACUUAGCCGUCCACCAGGAGUGUUACGGCGUGCCCUUCAUCCCAGAGGGACAGUGGCUGUGCAGACGGUGUCAACUAGUCGGGCGCGGCACCCCUGUCAGCGAGCUUCCGGGUUGCAUUUUCUGUCCGAAUAUAGACGGUGCAUUCAAGCAGACAACCACAAUGAAGUGGGCACAUCUGCUGUGCGCCAUGUGGAUACCAGAGGUAUCACUGGGCAAUGCGACAUUUCAAGAGCCAGUGCAAGACGUUGAGAAAGUGCCCAAGACUAGGUGGAAACUUUCUUGCUAUAUCUGCAAACAGAAAAUGGGGGCCUGUAUACAAUGCGGCCACAAGUCCUGUUUCGAGGCUUUCCACGUCACAUGUGCACGGAGGGCUAGACUAUGUCUGCGCAUGAAGUCUUCACAAUCAUCGAACCCGCAGGAUACAACUGUGCUCAAGGCCUAUUGCGAUCGACACACUCCGUCCGACUGGAAGCGUGAGUUUGAUGUGGAGAGUGCAAUCGCAGAUGCGAAGGCCUUCUACCGCCACACCAUGCGUCAUAUUCGCUGGCCGGACAGCCAAGCCUACGCGCUUUCUAUUGGAUCUUCGCACGCGAUGCCUUCCAUCGAAGGACCGGAUGACGACACCCCUGGAUCCAACAAGCGAAAACGUGGGCAAUCGACCAAGUCUUGGAGGCUGCCAUCUGGAGCUCCGGUUGUGCCCCAGGCUGUCUACCACAACGUUGAAAAUACGCUGAUCAAGUUUAAUGUACGUAAGCGUAAGGAAUUCGUGCAAGAAGCCUGCAAGUACUGGACGCUCAAGCGCGAGGCACGACGAGGUGCGGCCCUUCUCAAGCGUCUUCAGCUCCAAAUGGAGGCCUUCUCUUCUAUGGAGAUCACUCGCCGCAACUUUGCAGGCAUGGGAGCAGCUGGCAGGCCCCGACUCCAACGACGCAUUGAGUUUGCAGAACGUCUUGAAGAUGACAUGGAGCAAAUCCGUGUCCUCUGCGAGAUGGUCAAACAGCGAGAAGCUGAGAAGCUCAAGGACGUCUUGAUACUGCAGCAGAUCGUCGAUUGCAUCUACUUCCCAAUACCUCAGCUACUGCAGCCUAUCCUAGUGCGAGCACAAACACUUGAUAGCAGAGGCUACUUCAGCGACGGAUUCAACAAGCUUCAGACCAAGCUUGAUGAGAAAUACUAUACUUCGGUGCAGACAUUCAACGACGAUGUGGCCGCGGUCUUGAGUGCUGAGCUUGGAUCUGCCGCUGUCCCCAACGUUGGCGAUGCUGAAGAUCAGCUGAACAGGAGUGCGCACAGCAGUCUGAGCUCUGAGCAGAAGGAAUUGAAGAAGGUCGUUAAGCGAAUCACCAAAAGCCUACAACCUUACUUUGAGGACGCGAUCCGCAAGGAGUCUGAGCUGGCUGGUCGGCCUUACGAAAAACUACCGGACCUGGAGACACUCCUCAACCAGAAGCUGCAACGCAGGCCGAGCGUCCUGUCUCACGACGAGACUGUGCGACAAACGACGGAAAGCGACCCGACAACUGUUGAGGAAGCUCAGGAAAUUGCAGUUGAUGGGGAAGAAGCUGCUGUGCUCACUCAGAAACCAGAGGAGAUGCAGCUUGCGCCCACACCGGACGAGAACGCCGCAGACGCACAUCACACACACCAUGCCCAUGACGAGGCGGCAGACGAGGCGGCCAUCGCCAUUCAACUUGGCCAAGAUGCUCUUCGCGUGUCCAGCAACCAGCCCGAGAACGCAGUGGUGGAAGCCCGUGUGGAGACUAAUGGCCGACCCGAGCCUCUCACGCCCCCAAGAUCCGAGAAGAACUUACUCAACCCUCUGGGUAAUGGCGGUGUUCCCUGGUACUUUGAGCACUUCGAUGUACAUGGCACAACCGUAUACGAAGAACGGUACACCGGUCGUGAGGUACUUCGAGACAUGAGCGAGGAGCUUAGCGAGCUAGACGACGACGAACUCGACGGCCUGGCCGACUCUGAUCCAGUUCGGCCAACAGAUACGCCCGAGUCGAAUGUAGCCGCAAUCAAGAAAGCGGUGGCACGCAAGAGGCAGAAGAGAUCGAGGGGAUGGUAG